Molecule: messenger RNA, 1201 nt
Organism: Bursaphelenchus xylophilus (pine wood nematode)
Lineage: Eukaryota; Metazoa; Nematoda; Chromadorea; Rhabditida; Aphelenchoididae
Source: the annotation of a GenBank genome assembly
AUGGGCGCAUGUGGAGCUACGGUACCUUUAAGAGAAGUCGAGAACGAAGUUGAGUAUGGUACGAAUGGAAAAGGAAAAAUUUACAGUACUAUUUAAGACACGAUCUACAACACUAACUUCUCCCAGCCAAUGGAGCUUGGCGUGAUGGAUAAAGGGAUUCUUUGCUAUAUAUGGCCAAAAGAAUAUCACAAUAUAAACACAAAAAGACAUGGAAAAAUGGAUCAUCAACAAACAAGAGAGGAGAUCAACAUGACACCUAUACCCAACAUGAAUGAUCAAGGUAUGCCGUAUGCACGUCAAUUAGCCUUCUAGAAUGCACAUUGCCACCCGUUGAUAACGGAGAAUGGUUGAUCAAUGGCCUCAAGGCCUUACCAGGGACUUCGGCGUCACUGUUUUGCAUCCCCGGCUUCACUCCAAGCAAUAUCUCCACUGUUAUUGUGUGUCAAGAGACGUCACAAUGGGAACCUUUUCCGGCAGUUUGUAGCAGAAGGAAUUGUUCAAGGUUUGAUGAAGAACAACUAAAAGGAAAAAUACGAUAUAAUGUCCCCAUCGUUGCGUUAACACCAUUGGAUGAGGAUCAAUAUCCAAUAGGCAAGGAAAACAUAAAUUAUAGCUUAAAUUUUUUGCAUACUUUUAGGCACUAAAGCGACACUUCAGUGCAAAUCCGAGACCCAAAGCGUUGACGGAGUCGAUACAGUAAUCUGCGGUGAUCAAGGAUGGAUACCAAAUAGAUUAGGAGUUUGCGCCAAAGGUGGGUACGAACAAAAGUAAAAAUAUUCUAGUGUGCCCUCCGUUUGUUCUUAACCAUGGUCGUGUAAGAUACACAGACAUCCGAGGCUAUGAAAGAAAGGCCUACUCGAAUGGAACUGUCGCUACUGCCAUUUGUGAUUCUGGCACCCGACUUCAGGGAGUUGGAGCAGCCAGUUGUGAGAACGGGGAAUGGUCAAACGGCCAUCUUGGAUCUUGUGAACCAAUACGUAAGAAGAAGAUGCAUAAUAAAAACUGUUUAGAAUGUCUUCGAAUGGAUAACAUCAGAAAAGGAACUGUGCAAUAUAGUAAAACAAAGAAGAAUCUAAAAGAAUUUUCGGAGGGAGAUGUGGCCAAGUUGAUCUGUAAUAAUGGAACUCAACUGAAAGGAGCCAGUGAAAGUGUCUGCGAACCUGAUGGAGUUUGGAAACCGAAAUUGGGAACGUGUGAAUGA